This is a messenger RNA of Rhea pennata, 576 nucleotides long. Its product is annotated as interferon lambda-3-like. Gene Ontology annotation, biological process: defense response to virus; innate immune response; cell surface receptor signaling pathway via JAK-STAT. The transcript has 6 exons. NCBI's taxonomy places the organism in Eukaryota, Metazoa, Chordata, Aves, Rheiformes, Rheidae. Bases 1 to 576 code for a protein of 191 amino acids. The record is from RefSeq and is a predicted model, not a curated record. Gene Ontology annotation, molecular function: cytokine activity.
AUGCACCCAGGCAAAAUGCAACGUGCCGGAUGCCAAGCGCAGCUGCUGCUGCUCCUGCUGGCGAGCCUGGUGGGCGCCUUCCCCCACGACACUCUGCGGAAGAGCUGCGGCCUCUCCAAAUACCGCUUCCUCCUGCCCUCCGAGCUGAAAGCUGUCCAAAACCUGAAGGAGCAGUUUGAGAAGACCAUGCUCUCUUCAGACCGAAAAUGCAACACCAGAGUUUUCCACAGGAAAUGGAGCACGGCAAAGCUGUCGGUGCCUGACCGCAUGAUAUUGGUGGAAGCCGAGCUGGACCUCGUCACGGCCGUCCUGGGGCGCCUGGAGGCACCUGGCCUCGCCGAGGCGCACCUGCAGCCGCUGGCCCUCCUCACCCAGGCCCAGGAGGACCUGCGGGGUUGCAUGAGCAUCGAGGCUCCCACGCACCAGCCCUCGGGGAAGCUGCGGCACUGGCUGCACAAGCUGGAGAUGGCCAAGCAAAUGGAGACCGCCGGCUGCCUGGAAGCCUCUGCCAUCCUGCACCUCUUCCAAGUGCUCAAUGACCUUAAGUGUGUAGCCCUUGGCGAGCACUGCGCCUAG